Messenger RNA from Capsella rubella, 1150 nucleotides. RefSeq names its product putative UPF0725 protein At1g28500. The coding region runs from base 9 to 977 and encodes 322 amino acids. Lineage: Eukaryota; Viridiplantae; Streptophyta; Magnoliopsida; Brassicales; Brassicaceae. The record is from RefSeq and is a predicted model, not a curated record. The transcript has 6 exons.
GGAAGAGAAUGGCGACGGCGGAUGAGGAGGAGUACUCUGUUUCAAUGGAGGAGUAUCACCGUCAUGAGAGGGAAUACUGGCGUAUGAUGGCCAAAUCCGAUGGCUUCGAUGACGAUGAUAGCUAUGAAUGUCCAGUCGUACUACUCUCUGGACUUGUUCCGUACGACUGUAAAAAUAGUUAUCUUAUUCCUUAUCCUCUUUUGGUCAAGCGCUAUGCUUUGUUGGGGCUUCAUCGUUACAAUAUGUUAGAGGGGACAAGCAUUGGGCUCGCUGAGCUAGUGAAAUUCAACAAGUCAAUGAGCUAUGCUUCUUCUUACUACAUUACUCUACUUGCAAACGAUCCGGCAGCUACCCCAUCGCACAAGACCUUCCAAGUUCGAGUUGAUGAGACAAAAUUUGGCUAUUUGGAUUUGACCGUCUCUAUUGCCAGACCUAAAAGAGAAGCCGCCAAGAAGCCCUUCGUGCCUCACUUUCAUGGUGGCGCAGUGGCCGACGGUGUCUUCGAUGGUCCAUUGCCUGAUUGGCCGUCUGAUGAUGCUUUGAAUGACACUAGACGCUUCUACGUGCUCAAGGAGUCAGAGUGGCAAGCCACUGAUUGGAUUUCUCUUUAUUUGGAACUUUUGAUUUGUUCAAGUGAUAGAGAGGUUGCAGAUACAAAGCCGAGUGUCAUUUCCCACUUGCAGAUUGUGGAAGUGGCCAUUGAAACUAAGGAAGAAGAUGUGAUGACGCCAGAUGAGAGACUCAGUGCCAAAAUUGCACAUGUCUACAUAACGUUUAAGGGCUUGGCCAAGUCCCGACGGCUUGUUGAGAUUGGUGAGCAUGUUCAACGUAGAGCUAUAAUAAGAAGAGUCAUCACUUCAACAUGCUUGACUCUCCUGGGCAAGUUUUGGAGUGGUAAAGAUACUGAGAAGCCUUCUAUGACUCUCCGAAGAGGAGAAGAAGACCAGAGUUCUAAUAAACGUUCUCGCUUAAGCUAGGCGUUCACCCCGUGGUCGUUUACCUAAUGACGAGAUCCUUUUGGGACUGUUGAUGUGAUAACACAAAGAUAAAACUAUAUAUUUUGUGCGUUUGGACUGUCUAGGUGGAUUUGUGUCUUUUUGUGUAGUCUUCUAAUAAACAACUUUUUCCUGUUGAAAUGAUAUGAACACAA